AUGCCAGAAGCUGUUGAAACAAAAGAACUUUCGGCCGAUUAUGAAAAAUUUGCCUUGGAAUAUUUGGGCGAAACUCGUAAAAAGCGCGAAACAGCCCUCAAAGAAUUCGAAAAAUGGAUCGAUGGCAAUAAAAAAAUCGUUGAAUGUCCAAGAGAUGAUUCAUUUUUGUUGCGUUUUUUGCGUGCGAAAAAAUUUGAUGUCGCUGCAGCAGGAGAACUUUUCGAAAAUUAUCUUUUUUACAACAAUUUUUAUCCGCAAUGGUUCAAAAAUAUCUCGACGGGAGAUGAAAUUGUCGCUGAAAUAAUUGACUCUGGUUGGAUUGUUCCGUUGCCAAAAAAGGACAAAGCGGGACGUCAAAUUAUUUUUUAUCGCACGAAACGUUUGGAUCCGGAUCGCGUAACGUCAGCUGAUAUGACGAAGGCGCAAGAGCUCGUUUGUCGUCGUUUGUUGCAAGAUGACGAGGUUCAAAUUGGCGGCGCUAUAUUUUUGUCUGAUGACGCGGAUUUGUUGCAGGAUCACAUUACGAUGUGGACCUUGGUUGACUUUAAGAAGUUCUUUGAUUUUACGUCGAAAGGAGCUCCAAUUAAUUUGGUUGCAAUUUAUCGCAUGAAUUUGCCCGGAUUUGCAAGAUCUUUUUAUGAAGUUGUUGGAACUGUCAUGGGACCUAUGUUGAAAGACAAGAUGAAGAUCAUCACGGAUAACGCUCACUUACACUCCCUCAUCGACCCAAGUCUUCUUCCCUCGGAAUAUGGCGGCGAAUUGGAUUUGAAACAAAUUGAGGAAGACUUCAAAGCAGGAAUUCGUGCCGAGAACCACAAAAAAUUUGAUGUAUCGCCUUUGAAGAUUAGAGAAGAUUUAUUCGAUAAAGAGGCCCUUAUGUCAAUCCGAUCGAAUUUUAGAAAGUUGGAGCUCGAUUAA
This is a messenger RNA of Culicoides brevitarsis, 918 nucleotides long. Its product is annotated as retinaldehyde-binding protein 1-like. Gene Ontology annotation, molecular function: phosphatidylinositol bisphosphate binding. The record is from RefSeq and is a predicted model, not a curated record. The coding region runs from base 1 to 918 and encodes 305 amino acids. Gene Ontology annotation, cellular component: membrane. NCBI's taxonomy places the organism in Eukaryota, Metazoa, Arthropoda, Insecta, Diptera, Ceratopogonidae. The transcript has 4 exons.